Messenger RNA from Aspergillus heteromorphus CBS 117.55, 1254 nucleotides. Its product is annotated as acc synthase. Lineage: Eukaryota; Fungi; Ascomycota; Eurotiomycetes; Eurotiales; Aspergillaceae. Gene Ontology annotation, molecular function: pyridoxal phosphate binding; transaminase activity. Bases 1 to 1254 code for a protein of 417 amino acids. The transcript has 7 exons. Gene Ontology annotation, biological process: amino acid metabolic process; biosynthetic process. The record is from RefSeq and is a predicted model, not a curated record.
AUGCUUUCAACCCAAGGUGAAGCGUAUGCGAAAGCCAGACUGUCCAACGGCUAUCUCGGGCUUCCAAAGGCCAUAUUUGACCGCCACACAAGACACGGCGUUGUUUCUUUCGGGAAUGCCGAAAAUUUCCUCAUGCGAGAUGAAAUGCUGGAAUACAUCCGCUCAAAGGCAAUCCAGAAUCUCGACCAAAAUACCCUCACCUACCACGAGGGCCCCUUCGGCCCCAACCGACUACGAACAGCCAUGUCCCGCCAUCUCAAGACCUACUUCCACCCAGCCACCCCAAUCGACUCGAGCCACAUCGUUUUCGCCAACGGCGUAACCAGCCUAAACGCCAUGUGCGCCAUCAGCCUGACUAACCCAGGAGAGGGCAUCCUCCUCGGACAGCCGAUAUACGGAUCCUUCGCCGGCGACCUGCGCACCCCGUCAGGCUGCGAACUCAUCUACACUCCAUUCCACGGUGACGACCAGUUCAGUCCCACCGCGGUUUCCCGAUACGAGGAGGCAUUGAUACACGCACAGGAAACAGGAGUUGCGGUGAAGGCCCUCCUAAUAUGCAAUCCACACAAUCCGCUUGCGCUCAUGCGCUUUUGUCAGAAAUACCGUCUCCAUCUGAUCAGCGACGAGGUGUAUGCGUUGUCUGUGUAUGGGGAUGGAGGGCACCAGAAGCACUUUAGUUCGGCUCUUUCGAUCGAUCUGGACCAGAUCGGGGUGGAUCCGGAUUUGGUACACGUGUUAUAUGGUAUGUCUAAGGACUUUGCUAUGGCGGGACUGCGAUUGGGGUGUUUGGUUAGCCGGAGUCAGGGCUUGCUAGGGGCUGCUUUGUCGAUGAGUCGGUUCCACUGGCCCUCAAAUGUAUCCUGCAGCAUUGCCGCUUCUUUCCUCGAAGACCAGGUUUUUCUCCACUCAUUCUUACAGAAAAGUCAACACGCUCUCAAAUCGCAACAUCGACUGGCUACUGCGGCGUUGGAAGAGGCGGGAUCCCUUAUGCGAAGGGCUGGCAUCAUAGCAGGAUUCUUCCUCUGGGUCGACCUGUCCAAAUGCCUCGAUCCUGCAAUCGUGAGAGAUCAAGGAGGCUGGGCCGCGGAGCUGGACCUUUCCCGCAGAUUGGGCGAGGUCGGUGUGGACAUGUCUUCCGGGUAUGCCUACCACAAUGAGGUCCCCGGGUGGUAUCGGGUCAUCUUCACGGUGGAUGCGAAGACCCUGGAGGAAGGGUUAUCACGGAUUAUCAACUUUUACCACGCGAGCAAUUGA